CUAAACCCUGUCCAUAAACCCUAACUGGAGUAAUCCGCAGUACCCACAUACCCACCAAAGUUUCUUCCAAAUUCUCACCGUCCCCAAAGCCUCGACGCCAUGGCCUUCGCUUCCAUGCUUCGAAGAGCUUCUUCUUCUGUUCUUCCUCGCGCGAUCCGUGCCGCCGCUUCUCCGAGAACUUUCCGCACCGCCGUCUCAACCGUUCUCUCCACCGAAAAGCAGAGUCUCGGCCGUGAGAUUGCUCACCGUGGUUUCACUUCUCCUCUCCGAUUCUCCACCGCCGCGGUUGCAAACAAGGAUAAUCUCGUUCGGGUGCUCGAGGCUGAGAUCGAAUGUGCUGAGGAACCAUGCGAUAGCGAAGUCCCAGCUGGUUUCCCUUUUGAAAUAGAAGAUAUUGAUGGUGAGAGGACCAUCACUCUCACAAGGAAGUUUGAGGGCGAAACUAUCAAGGUUGAAGUUGAUAUGCUGAAUGUUGAUGGUGAUGAGGAGGAAGAAGAAGAUAGUGAUAAUAACAAUGCUAAUGAAAACAAUGACAAAUCGACAACUAGCAUCCCUAUGGUUGUCACCAUUUCCAAGGGGAGUCGGCAGGAGCUUGAGUUUGGUAUCACAGCUUUCCCCGAUGAGAUCUCUGUGGAUAGCUUGUCAAUUAAGAACCCAUCAAGCACGGAGGAACAGCUUCCUUAUGAAGGCCCUGAUUUUGGUGACUUGGACGAGAACUUGCAGAAAGCUUUCCUCAAGUAUUUGGAGAUCAGAGGGAUCAAUCCAAAGACAACCAACUUUCUGAUAGACUACAUGGGGAACAAGGACAGCAAAGAGUACGUGAAUUGGCUUGACAACAUCAAGAAGUUUGUGCAAAAGUAGAGAGGGAAAGAGAGCUCUUCCCAGCAAACUGUUUCAAGAGUUAGCUAGUCUAAUGUCUGGUUGAGAGAGAGAGAGAGGGAUAUUUGCUCUCUUUUUUUUUUCUUUUUCUUUUUAAAAGUCAUGUUUUCUCUAGUAGAGGAACAAUCAGUGGUGAAUUGAAACACAGAUUCUCAACUUUCUCCUGCUCGGCUUUCCUAUCGUUAUGUCGGGAGACUUCACUAGAAUUGAUAAUGGGAUCACUAUAUGAGUUAACGUUUUAGCUGUUCGUGAGGGAUUGUUAAACGAUUCAUGAUCUUGAGCUUCCGCUCGGGCCUCGGGGUAAUCAGAUCGCAUUAUUAACUUGGGUAAAUGGGAUUUUGAGCUGUUUUCCUGUACUCUUUUUCUCUCAGUUUUUGUUCCGUGCGACGCCAAGUCCAUAAUUAGAGUGCCGUGGAUAUCUAGGAAUCACGAAGCUGUUGUGUUUUGGAUUACCUUAUAUAACAACGGAUUCAGUGGAUUUCGCAUCGAAACGGCACCUUACUUAUUCGGACUUAUCUAGUCUAAUCUCCAGAUCGUAGAGCGCUUGAAAAAAACCCCAGUUCUUUCGAUAUCUUUCUCUCUGCAUUCUGCAACACACAAUCAUGGGUACAGAGAACAAGCACGGACCCUUGUAUUUUGAUCUGAAUACAGGUGCGAAGAUGCCGGCAGUCGGCCUCGGGACAUGGAAAGCUCCACCCGGUGAAGUCGGCGAAGCUGUCAAAGCCGCGGUCAAGGCUGGUUACAGACACAUUGACUGUGCCCGUGUUUACGAUAAUGAGAAAGAGCUGUGUACUGUCCCAAAAUUUAGUCUCCAGGAACGAAUUUGUCAACUUGAACUGCUAUGUCUACGUUUGGGGGUUUUCAGGUGCAGUGACCAGGCUCCUGAAGAUGUGCCAAAGGCACUAGCAAAGAGCUUACAAGAUCUGCAGCUCGACUACGUUGAUCUGUACCUGAUCCAUUGGCCAUUUCGGACAAAGUCAGGCUCCAAGGGGUGGGAUCCUGAAGUCAUGGCUCCAUUAUGCCUGCCAGAGACCUGGGCAGCCAUGGAAGCUUUGCAGGCUUCUGGUCAGGCUCGUGCGAUUGGUGUUAGCAACUUCUCUACUAAGAAGCUGAAAGACCUCGUGGGUUACGCGAAAGUGCCUCCAGCAGUCAACCAGGUGGAAUGCCAUCCUGUUUGGCAGCAGCCUGCGCUUCAUGAAUUCUGCAAAUCAGCUGGAGUCCAUCUCUCGGCGUAUUCGCCAUUGGGAUCACCGGGUUCAUGGGUUAAGGGAGAGAUCUUGAAAGAGCCCGUCCUAAUUGAAAUUGCAGAGAAGCUGAAGAAAUCCCCAGCGCAAGUUGCAUUGCGUUGGGGGAUCCAGAGUGGUCACAGUGUGCUUCCGAAGAGUGUCAAUGAAUCCAGGCUCAAGGAAAAUAUAAGCUUGUUCGAUUGGUGCAUUCCUCUCGAUCUGUUCUCGAAAUUCUCUGAAGUCCAUCAGGUUUCUAUUCAAAGGCUUCUACGGGGAGAUUUUGCGUUGCACGAGAGCAAAAGUCCAUACAAAACUCUCGAGGAACUAUGGGACGGGGAAAUAUGAAGAAAUAGUGAUAGAGGGCAGCAACGAGCUCAUGCUUAAGGAUAAUGAUAAACGAAAUUCAGGAAUCGUGGUGUUAGUGAUGAGAAGGGAUUGUUUUGUGGGUUUAUUAAUUUUAUGUUAUCAAGUUGUGUUUGUUAAUUGUGGUCAACUUUAGAAGCUCAUGAAAUUGAAAGGUGUUUUAGCACUUCUUUUAUGAACGAAU
Messenger RNA from Linum tenue, 2652 nucleotides. NCBI's taxonomy places the organism in Eukaryota, Viridiplantae, Streptophyta, Magnoliopsida, Malpighiales, Linaceae. The record is from the annotation of a GenBank genome assembly.